AUGAGAUUCCACACCAUUCUCCUCGCGGCUCUGGCCUCCCUCGUCAUCGCCACGCCCCUCCCCAGCGAUACCGAUGUCUCCCUCGAGCGCCGCCAGAGUAUGAACUCCAACGACCUUGAGAAGGGCGACUGCAAAUCUGUGGCAUUCAUCUUCGCCCGCGGCUCCACUGAAAUUGGCAACAUGGGCUUCGUCGUCGGCCCCGGUGUCUGUAGCAACCUAAAAUCUACCCUUGGCUCCGACAAGGUCGCCUGUCAAGGCGUCGGCGGCGCCUACACAGCGGGUCUGAUCCAAAACGCCCUCCCGGCAAAUACUGACUCGGGCUCCAUCAAAGAGGCCGUCAAGAUGUUCGACCUCGCCGCUAAAUGCCCGGAUACUCAGAUCGUGGCGGGAGGAUACAGUCAGGGCUCUGCGGUUAUUGACAAUGCAAUCCAGAAGCUCGAUGAUAGUACCAGGGAUCGAGUCAAGGGUGUUGUGCUCUUUGGUUUCACGCGGAAUCUCCAGGAUAAGGGCCAGAUUCCCGGGUACCCGAAGGAUCAGACGAAGGUGUACUGUGCAGUGGGUGACUUGGUCUGCUCUGGCACGUUGAUUAUAACCGCAUCGCAUAUGACGUAUGGCCUGAAUGCCGGAGAUGCAGCGAAGUUUUUGGCAAGCCAGGUCUCAGUUUAG
Aspergillus nidulans FGSC A4 is the source of this 666-nucleotide messenger RNA. Its product is annotated as cutinase family protein. The record is from RefSeq and is a predicted model, not a curated record. Gene Ontology annotation, molecular function: hydrolase activity; cutinase activity. The coding region runs from base 1 to 666 and encodes 221 amino acids. NCBI's taxonomy places the organism in Eukaryota, Fungi, Ascomycota, Eurotiomycetes, Eurotiales, Aspergillaceae. Gene Ontology annotation, cellular component: extracellular region. The transcript has 2 exons.